Messenger RNA from Funneliformis caledonium, 1971 nucleotides. NCBI's taxonomy places the organism in Eukaryota, Fungi, Glomeromycota, Glomeromycetes, Glomerales, Glomeraceae. The record is from the annotation of a GenBank genome assembly.
AUGUGUGGUAUUUUUGCUUACCUUAACUACCUUGUCGCCAAAGAUCGAAGAUUUAUCACUAAUACCCUUAUUAGCGGUUUGGCUCGUCUUGAAUACCGUGGUUAUGAUUCCGCAGGUUUAGCAAUCGAUGGAGAUUCUAACGAUGUACUCAUCUACAAACAAGUUGGCAAGGUUGCUGCUGUAAAAAAACUCGUUUCUGAGGCAACUGUUGACUUUGAAAAGGAAUUUGUUAGCCACUGUGGUAUGGCUCAUACUCAAUUGAAAACUGUCCUCGAGAAAAAAGGUUAUAUGUUUGAAUCGGAAACUGAUACUGAAGCCGUUGCCAAACUUGCAAAAUAUUUGUAUGAUUCUCAAAAAUCUAAUGAAAAUCUGAGUUUCACCGCUCUUGUUAAAGGUGUUAUUAAGGAAUUGGAAGGUGCUUUUGCCUUGAUCUUCAAGAGUGUACGUUUCCCUAAUGAAGUUGUUGCUACGCGUCGUGGAUCUCCUUUAUUAGUUGGCGUCAAAACCGAAAAAAAAUUAAAAGUAGACUUUGUCGAUGUAGAAUUUGGUACAGACUCUGCCUUUGCGCCAACCGAGGAAAAAGUAGAUGGAAAUUUAUUAUCCCCUACAGACGGACAUCCUAAACUUAGACGCAGUCAAUCACGCGCCUUCUUAAGCGAAGAUGGUUUACCCCAACCAAUUGAAUACUUCCUUGCAUCCGAUCCCUCUGCUAUCGUUGAACAUACCAAACGCGUACUUUAUCUUGAGGAUGAUGAUAUUGCUCACAUUAGUGACGGAGAACUUCAUAUUCAUCGCCUAAGACGUGACGACGGAAUAUCAGCUGUUCGUUCUAUUCAAACUUUGGAGAUCGAAUUGGCUGAAAUUAUGAAAGGUUCUUUCGAUCACUUUAUGCAAAAGGAAAUUUUUGAACAACCUGAAUCAGUAGUAAACACUAUGCGUGGUCGCGUUAACUUUGAAAGUCAUAAAGUUACCCUAGGUGGUCUUAAAGCAUAUUUAGCAACUAUUCGACGUUGCAGGCGUAUAGUAUUUUGCGCUUGUGGUACAAGUUAUCAUUCUUGCGUUGCUACUCGUGCCAUUUUCGAAGAAUUGACAGAAAUUCCUGUCUCUGUAGAGUUAGCAAGUGAUUUUUUGGACAGAAAGACUCCCAUAUUCAGAGAUGAUGUUUGUGUUUUCGUAUCACAGUCCGGUGAGACGGCAGACACAAUCCUUGCCUUAAGAUAUUGUCUUGAACGUGGAGCUCUUUGUCUUGGUAUUACCAACACUGUCGGUUCAACGAUCUCUCGAGAGACGCAUUGUGGUGUUCACAUCAAUGCGGGUCCGGAAAUUGGAGUCGCUUCAACCAAGGCAUAUACCUCACAAUUUAUUGCUUUGGUCAUGAUGGCUAUUCAAUUGAGCGAGGAUCGUUCAUCCAUGACUCAGCGACGAAAAAGCAUCAUUGAUGAGCUUAAAAAAUUACCCGAAUAUAUUCAAAAUGUUUUAAGUAUUGACAAAGAAUUAAAACAACUUGCCAAAGAUGUACUUUAUAAAGAAAAAAGUCUUUUGAUCAUGGGUCGUGGCUUCCAAAACGCUACAUGUUUAGAAGGCGCGUUAAAGAUCAAAGAAGUUUCAUAUAUGCAUUCCGAGGGUAUCUUAGCUGGUGAACUAAAACACGGUCCUUUGGCCCUUAUUGACGAAAACAUGCCUGUUAUCCUUAUAAUGACUAAAGAUUCUCUGUAUCCAAAAGUACAAAGUGCUCUUCAACAAGUUACGGCUCGUAAGGGUCAACCGAUUAUUAUCUGUAAUGAUGGAGAUGAGGGUAUAUCGAGUCAAUACAAGACAAUCCGUGUUCCACAGACGGUUGAUUGUCUGCAAGGACUUAUUACAAUCAUUCCUUUGCAGAUAUUAUCAUAUCAUUUGGCCGUUCUACAUGGAGUUGACGUUGAUUUCCCACGAAAUUUAGCUAAAUCGAGAGAGAAAGCCAUUAAUGAAUAA